Capsicum annuum is the source of this 1034-nucleotide messenger RNA. RefSeq lists its product as uncharacterized. Bases 109 to 582 code for a protein of 157 amino acids. The transcript has a single exon. The record is from RefSeq and is a predicted model, not a curated record. Lineage: Eukaryota; Viridiplantae; Streptophyta; Magnoliopsida; Solanales; Solanaceae.
UCAAUCAAACACAAGAACCAAAAUUUUAACUACUAUUACAUACCAAACACAUAACAAACCAAAACACUAUUUUUUUUUUCUUUUCUCUCUCAAAUUUUUCAUUUUCCUAUGGCAACAACAACAAAGAAGAACAAAAAUUUUCUUUUCUUAGGUGGAAAAGACAAAAUUACCCCUCUACCUUCAUGUGCCAAUACUCUUCAGUUUGAAUUUGAUGAAGCUGAAAUGUGGAGUAAUUCAGAAGAAACUCAUUAUUACGAACCCAAGUUAUCGAUACCAAGAAGAAAAUCGACGAAAAAGGAGGGAAAAAAGGUGAUUAAUGCCACGUCAUUACCGGUUAAUGUACCUGAUUGGAGGAAAAUAUUAGGUGAUGAUAAGGGUAAUUUUGGAAAAAAUAUUGUUUACAACGACGAUGAUGAUGAUGGAGAUUAUGAUAACGAGAAUAAAAUACCACCACAUGAAUAUUUAGCAAGAACAAGAGUUGCUUCAUUUUCAGUACAUGAAGGUAUUGGAAGAACAUUAAAAGGAAGAGAUAUGAGUAGGGUGAGAAAUGCUAUUUGGAAAAAAAUUGGUUUUGAAGAUUAGUUAUUAAUAUUAUAAUCUUUAUUAAUUAGUAGUGAAUUUGUUUUUUUUUUUUUGUUUUACUACAAGCCUUCUGUCUCACGCAUCUAAUCAAAACUUGGUUCUACCGACUAGACUAACUGAGUGAUCCAGUCGAUAUAGAGGUGCGGUUGAAGUGGAGUUGUGCUAUUGGGGGUAAUUAUGUUUUCUAUUUUUUAAUAUUGGAUUAAUGGGUUAGUUUUUUUUUUUUUGGAUUAAGUUUUGGGGUGGUUUAGAUUAAAUCUUUGUUAUUUGAUGUUCAUCUUUUAGUUGUGAACUUCAAUUGCAGAGGGUUUAAUGUAAGAUUGUGUUUAUUAGAUUUUUGCAGAAUACUAUUAGAGUUUCUAAUUAGUACGUAGUAUUUUGAACUUGAUGGAGUUCUUGGGAUUUGUAUUGUAUUUGUAGUAUUUUAUCAACUAUGUAGUAAUUUACUUUAA